Messenger RNA from Postia placenta MAD-698-R-SB12, 1698 nucleotides. RefSeq lists its product as hypothetical. The record is from RefSeq and is a predicted model, not a curated record. The coding region runs from base 1 to 1698 and encodes 565 amino acids. The transcript has 5 exons. Lineage: Eukaryota; Fungi; Basidiomycota; Agaricomycetes; Polyporales; Adustoporiaceae.
AUGUCGGUUUACCUGUCUAAUAAGCAAGUACCUAAUGCCAGAUCAUACCCUGAGUGCCAUCUUCAUUCUAAGUUUCUGCAAGCAAUUCUUCCCUACUGUGCAGCUUUACUCUACAAGUUCAAAAAGGAGUUGGACGAGAAGAUGCGCGGUGGUCAACUACUCGUGCAACAGGCGAUUUCCGUGCACACCAUGCCCUCAGUUCCAUUGUCAGUGGAGGUCGAAGGCUCUGAUCAGCAUCGCAGCUUGAGCGAGGGCAGCUUUCCAUGGGCAGUGCUCGUCUCGCUUUUCCUCCCAUUUCGCACGUUGGGGCGAGAUUUACUCUUGAUCGCCCAGGAAUUGCGCCACCACGAUGAUGUAUUGUCAGCCUUAAGUCACGGUACUCUCCUUGUUCUUGCCCGAACUAAGGAUUGGCGUCCGAAUGGCGAGAUAGGCGACGAGGUCUUCGUUAAGUUACCCGCCAACUACGAUAAAUUGAAGGAUACAGCAAAGCACCCAUACGCUAUUAUAAAGCUCGACGAAGACAAGUCGUGCGCCGCGCUCGGAGAAGACGAGCGGAAGGUGCAUGGUGAAGCCAUUGUCCCCCCUGGAUACACCCUCGCAGUUCCGAUGCCUGAGUUCAAGCCGUUCAUACUGGCUACACUUUUCUCGGUAGAGAAAAUACGCAUUCACCGACGACCAGAGUACUUGAAAAUCAUUGUAUCGGCUGGGCAGAUGAUAUCCGCCUCCUUCACCCUUGCAUCUACUUUUGGCGACCAGAGGGACCGAUAUGGCUACGCUGCCUAUGGGCUUUCGGUAUUCCCAUACGCCUUGAUGUCACUUGCGAACGCAAUCUGUUGCGCACUUAUCGGAGAGUAUUCAAGCAGGCACGUCCUCCGAACACACAUUCUGCAAGAAGCGGAGAGGAGAACGGAUGCUUUCUUCGACGGUGCUAUUGGCAGACCGGAUCCUUUUCCUGGUAUCAUACCUGCCGAAGGAUUUGAGAAGAAGCAUCUGUCGAUGAAGCAGGAUGGAGAAAGAAAGCUCCUCAUCAUGAGAUCGCUCACAGGCAUGGAAGAGCAAACCUUCAUACUCGACGAGCAGAACACGCAGAACUCAUCGGAUACGUCUUUCCGCGUCGAUCUCACUAUUUCCCCCCUCCUCGAUGGUAUCGGUCCUACACCUGACCCUGCGUUGUCGCGGGACACGUUUUUGCCCGCGUCGCAGCAAGAGUACGCAGCAAUUCUCGUGUGCCUUCUGCUGACCAUGGGUUUGCCAUAUGCAGUCAUAUACGGACUGACCCGUUUCCACGACGGUCGAAGCACCAUCACCGAGCGCGUGAUGAUGAUGCUGUGGCUUGCUGCGAAUCAAUUAUCCGGGUUGGGAAUCGUUUUCUACUCGGCUUUCUUGAGGAUAUCCCAGGAUAGUCUCAAGGAUGCGACUUCCCGGUGGGACACCUGGCGUCGUCCCAUGGGCGCGGCUUUCCGGUGGGGCACCUGGCAUCGUCUCAUGGACGCGGCUCGGUGCAAUGGUUCGGCUGUGUGGAAAGCAUCCUGGCGUUGGCUCAAGGAUGCGCCGUCGCUCAAGAAUCAUUUUAAGUUUAGGCGCGAGGGAAACUCCGCAAAGCCCAGCGACGCAAAGCCCAGCGACUGGCUGCCCCGCGCCUAUGUCGCCUUCCUGGUGCUGCCAGCCGCAGGAGGGCUCAUUAUGUCAACGUUCUAA